AUGGAAAGCAACGAGAACAAACAAACCGCCUCACUCAAAGAACUGAAGAGAUGCUCGAAAAGUUUUGAAGCAAUGCAACAAGCGUUUGUGUUGGCUUUGUUGAACAUCAACGGUGUUGGGUUCAAGGUCAAAAGACCGGAACGACGAUCUCAGAAAACACUCCAACUUUUUCUCAUUGAAGAACUCAAGACGCCUAUGGACGGCGCGAUUCCCUUCGAAAAAGAAUUGGACGCUUUUUGCUCGUCGUUUGUCGUCAAGGAACUUAAAGAGUCAAACUAUACACACCUCACACCAUCCGACGUCGAUUCAAUUGCGUCUAUUACCAGAGCCGCCGUUGAUGGUAUCUCACUGGAAAGGCUGAAGCAAAUAAAACGACACAGAGACGCCAACAAAACUGCGACCUCGUUCAACUGGAUAAUGGAAAGGUGUGAACAACUGGGAUACGAGUUCAAAAAGAGAUCAACUAAACCAGCAAAAUAUACAAAGAAAAUGAACAAAAUAUGUGCGGUGGGUGGGAAAACAACGAUGACGCUUGUCGAAAUUUCUGAGAUCGGAAAAAGAAUCAACGAACUUGUCUAUCAACGAUUUGAUAAAGCGAGUGCUGUUGUGGAAGUCAAAGGAAACGAUGAAGACGUAUCGAAGAUUGUCAAGGAAGUCUGUGACAAACUUGUGAAUCGAGGGAGCGUUGCCACCGAUAACAAUUAUAUAAUUAACGAUUUGUCCAUUAACGAAAAUUCAAACGAACACAAAAGCGAAGUGGCUGCCCCAGCACUACCAGUUGGGGUUGAAAUGUUUCAAAAAGUCGACGACAUGAAGAUCGAGGUCAUCAGUCCACACAACGAACUGGAGAAAGACCAAAAAGGCGUCAAACCCACCAAAAACGAUCAACCGUUUCCGUCGGGCGAUAUUGGAACGUUGUUCCCAUCAGGCGUUUAUACAGACGCUUUUCUGACUCCAAAAAGCUCCGUCCCAGAACAAAAAGAGCAAAACUUGGUUGAACAGAAUGUUUUACAUCAAUGUUUUACACCAAACUAUGUUAUAGUUCCACAAGAAGAUGAAAACAAUCAAAUUUCUCCCGCAAACCGUUUACGAAACGUUUGUCCAACAACCAACUUGUUGUGGCGAGAACAAACAGCCGUUUUUCAUGAAAGACAGUAG
Messenger RNA from Entamoeba invadens IP1, 1158 nucleotides. RefSeq lists its product as hypothetical. The record is from RefSeq and is a predicted model, not a curated record. Lineage: Eukaryota; Evosea; Mastigamoebida; Endamoebidae. Bases 1 to 1158 code for a protein of 385 amino acids. The transcript has 2 exons.